AUGGAGCCGGCCGCGCUGGAGCGGUUCCACAGCCCGGGAAAGGGCAGCGGUCUCCGCUCCCGCCGGAGCGUGCGGCCCGGAGAGCUGCUCUACCGCGACGUGCCCUUCGCCUACGUCCUCACCAAGCAGCAGCUGGGCACCGUGUGCGAACGCUGCCUGCGCAGGAAUGAAAAUCUGCACAGGUGCUCUCAGUGCAAGGUUGCUAAAUACUGUGGUAGAUCUUGUCAGAAAGAAGCUUGGCUGGACCACAAGCAAGAAUGCAAGUGUCUUAAGAGCAUCGAGCCAAAUUUUCCUCCAGACUCUGUCAGACUUGCUGGAAGGAUUGUUUUUAAACUACUCAGACAAUCAGUAUGCCCUUCUGAGAGACUCUACUCUUUUUCCGAUCUUCAUUCAAAUUCUGAACAGUUAAAUGAAGAAAUGAAAGAUGGCCUCAGGCACCUUGCACAGACUUUGCAACUGUAUUUGAAAACUGAGAUCCAGGAUGAGUCUCAAUUGCCACCUGCAAUUGACUUUUUCCAGAUCUUCACAAAAGUGACCUGUAACUGUUUCACCAUCAGUAAUGGAGAGAUGCAGGAUGUUGGUGUUGGCCUGUAUCCCAGCAUGUCUUUACUGAACCACAGCUGUGACCCAAACUGUGUGAUUGUUUUUGAAGGAUACCAGCUUUUACUUCACUCUGUCCGAGACAUCCAGAUUGGUGAAGAGCUCACCAUAAGCUACGUUGAAUCACUGAUGCCUACCAGGGAACGCCAAAAGCAGCUGAUGCGCCAGUAUUGCUUUGAAUGUGAUUGUCCACUCUGCCAGAAUCAAGAGAAGGAUGCUGAGAAAUUGGCCGGUGAAGUACAUGCCUGGAAAGAAGUCAAAGAUGCUGUAAAUGAAGUGGGAUAUCCAAAAUCAAAAGAAGAGUGGAAGCAUGUUCUGGCAAGAUGCCAGAAUCUCUUGAGGAGCAACAAGGGUCAUCUACCAGAUACAAAUAUCUAUCAGCUGAAAAUGCUUGACUGUGCCAUGGAUGCCUGUAUUAACCUUGAAUCUUGGGAAGAAGCAUUGUAUUAUGGCAGCAGGACUCUGGAACCAUACAGACUCUAUUAUCCUGGCUUCCAUCCACUGAGGGCUGUCCAGCUGAUGCGAGUGGGCAAACUGCAGUACAGUCAAGGCAUGGUUCCUCAGGCACUGGAAACCUUGAAACAGGCCUAUAAUAUUAUGAAGGUGACCCAUGGGACAGAUCACAGCCUGAUGAAAGUCUUGAUGGAGAUGAAGGAAGAGUGUGAGGCCAUGAUGAGAAUACAGUGAAGAUUAUCUCUAGUAUGGAAAACAAAGCAUUCAAUGAGAAAGAAGAGGAUUUUAUUUAAUUGUGAAGCUUCUCAAUGGUUUUAGUGUCUUUUCUUUAGGUCCCAUUUGCUUUACAAAAAGGUUUAAUAUUAGUUGUGCUGUAUGGUCUGAAUUGAGUUGGUGUUUGACAGAAUUCCUGUAAUUUUCAAAGGAUUUUUUUUGUCAUCAAUCAUCAGUCUUAUUGAAAAUAACUAACAAUACCUAAUUAUUUGAUUGCAAGUAUUGGGAAAUGGAUACAGAGUCUUCAUCAGUUACAAAGUGAUCUAAUUCCAUUGAUGUCAGCAGUCAAUUUUUUAUAUCAGUUUAUGUUGGCAAUUACGACUCUCUUGUCAGACACAUUAUAAUUUAAGAGAAUAUACUUUUUCCCCUUUACGUUGUCCUUUGGUAUGGCUUCCAAAAGCCUGAUCCAGUGCUCUUUGACAUCAAAUAAGCUUCCCAAUGUUUUAUAUGAGAUUUUCUUCCCUCCCAAUAGAUCUGCAGGGCUUUGUCUGUAUUCUUCUUCCAUUUCAUGCCAUAUAAUAUUGAAUACUAAAAUGGAUUAAAUUAAAAAAUUUAUCAUAGGUAGAAAUUGCACUCUGCUUUUUUCCCAUUUUGCCAUCUUCAAGAGUUUCUCACUUCUUAACAGUUUUAAAAGCAGAUAUCUGGACCUGUGAACUCAGUGCCAUGGCUUCUAAAACUUUCUGAGUCUGUGGAGUUUGAAUGUCAUAUCCCCAAAUAGAGAAGCCCAGAGACCUACAGAUGAACAUUAGCAUCCCUGGGGAAGACAAGCAUGUCUUGGAAAGCACAGGCACAUUACUUCCCCAUGCUCAUCAGCAAGAGACUUGUUCUUGCCAGAGCUGUUUACUGCCAUUUUUAACACAGAAACAAAUAUUAAUUACAAAAGCCAAUAUUUAUGAGCGACAUUGAAACUUAAAUAAUUUAAAGCCUUUGAAAGUAUUGCUUCAGGUAUGUCGCUCCUCUAACAAUUUAUUGCUGCUACUCCAGCCAUGACUGUUACUUCAUUAAUCCAUCGUUGUUGUAAAGUCAGGCUUUUUUCACACCAGUAACCUGACACCAUUAAUUAUUACAAGAUGAGAACACAUUUAAAAAGAAAAUGAACACUCUGGGCGUAAUUUACAGCCAUGGCACACGAAUGCCAGGGCUGAGGAAGAUAUCUCUUUUCAAGACGUUUGAAUUUGUUCCAGCGUUUGGAGCAUUCACUUGCUCGGCAGUAAUGUGCAAGCAAUAACCUCUGAAAUGCAAUGCACUUCUGGAGUACAUAGCAUGGCUUGCUGCCAGAGGCCAGGUCGUAUCAGCCACCCAAGAAGUGCAGUAAUCCUCACAGAAAUUCACUGCUUGGUUGGGUCUUCCUGUUGUUAUAGAAAGGAAAUUGUCUGGGGGAAAAGGUCAGACCUUUGCAUUUAUUGGGAGUUCUGACAAAGUACUGAUGGACAGCCGGUCUUCAAAACCUAUUUUCUGAUUUUAAAUGGGCACAUGCGUAUUAGAAUUUACAUGAUUUUUGUGUAAAGGCCAUGCUUAUGUUAUCUCAUGUUUACAUAUCUGGUACUAAGAUUUGCAAAUAGAGGGGACUUCAGAAUAUAAGGUCAGGUGAUACAUUCGUUUGUCCAGCAUAUUCUGGAGACAGCCCAGAAGCCCUCAUGCAUGCAGACACAUCUGCAGCUAUGAACUGCAGCACAGUUUACUGUGGCUUCUGCUCAGAAAGGACAUCUCAACAGUUCAUGGUAAGAGCUGGGAGAAAGGCAGAGUCACCUGCUGUCAGAUGAGAACAGCUACUUUACAGCAAGCUGCAACAUCUACCUGUGCUGGGGCAUUCUCCCAAGCAGUGGUGUUCUCUAAGAAGACACUUAGAGAAGAGGUACAAAGGAAAGAAUUCAAUGACAGCCUGAUGGGAAAUAGAGAAGGAGCGUGCUGUUGGCUGUGGAGUGUCACAGCAGCAGCUGUGCUGCCAUGAGUGCAGAGCUGUUGGAAAUCCAUCUUCAGCACAAGAAACUGAAUGGGCACCAGCAUCUUCAGUGUUGGGGCAUAACCCAUGGGCUUUAUAUUCAUUACUCUUGAUGCAAAACCUCUUUCAGCUUGGUCAAGGCAAGAGUCAAAUUUUCUGGUUGUUUUCAGUCAUUUACUGUGCAAUUUCCCUUUCCACCAGCAGUGCUGCACGGGAGGUUGUUGUGGCCAGAUUUUUUUUCCUGGUAGUCCUGCUCCAGUAUAUUUUCUGCAGAGAAUGCUGGUCUGUGAUUGUGGAGGGAUUUACGUGAAUGCAUCAUUUGAAAGUGGCAGCAAGCAAGGGUGCCAGGGAGGAGGCAGCAUUAGAUAAGCACUCAUUUCAAAUCAAGUAAUGUUAUCUUUGCACAGACAUCCUGUUUCAGUUUUCAUGAAUAAUAUCUGUCAAAUUUUUCAGGUGCUGGUAUUAGUGGUAAGAUAAAGAUGCUAAAGUCAGAAAGAAGCAGACUGCAACAUUAUCUGUAAUGCUGACAGGUUUGCUGCUUGCUUCCCACAGGUUGGAGGCUUUUCUGGUGCCUUUUGGAAAGCAGUGGUUACUUGAGUUCACCUCAAGUUUUAGGAAUGCAUUUUGAGUUACUUGUGUUUUGUUGCUCUCCCUUAAAUUAGUCCAGGAAAAACAAUGUUAGAUUCCAUUCAGAGGGACCAGAAUUGCAGUAUCUGUUUGGAAGAAAAGCAGUAGCAGAGCACAGAGCAAAAACCGUGGGGAAUGAUACAGUUUUGCUAAGAAUAACUGAUUACAGUUGAACAGAACAUUUAUCUUAAGCAAAAAAAAAAGUGCUCCCUAAACUCUGUUAUUUCUUUAAGAAUGUCAUAAUUCUCUGUAUCCAUGCCUCUCAAGGGUGCUGACCUGACAUUGGAAGUAAAAAGUCUUUGAGACCAUGGCAAACAGACCAUUAUGCAGUGCUUAGUAGAGGUAGUAGAAAGUAAAAGAAAAGCAGUGAGGGAAAAUGCAGUAAACUAGUUUUUUAGAGCUUUGAGUCUAUCAAACUGUGUGUGAAGUCUAUCAUGCAUGGGUUUAUGCCAAGAAAACUCGCCCACUACUCAGCCUUUUUUCUGCUUCUCAUUGUAACCCUCUUCUCUCAUAGCUAGGUUUUUAAAUGAGCUUUUCUUAGACUUGUUAUUUUUUUACAGAGCAUGUUUAUGAAAUACAGAGGCUAUUUCCCCAUACAGUGUAUUUCAAGUAGUCCCUGGCCACUGCAAAGCUCUUAAUGAACAGAGUUACAUUUUUCACAGAGGUUGUGCCAAUUAUGAGGAUUUUUUUUUCCUGAAUCAGAAUUAAACCUCCCAUAAGACAAGAAGAAGGAGGAAGGUCUUACAAUUAUGGACAUGGAGCUCUGGCAUGGCUUUUCUGCUGCAACAGAAAUUGUGUCUGACCUUGGGCACAUCACACAGGGUUAGACGCCCAUACUUAAAGUUCUUUAUUGUUGAUCCUUGGAAAAUAAAGAAAAAGGAAGAGAAAAGAGAAGAGGAAGAAGAAAGGAAAGGAAAGGAAAGGAAAGGAAAGGAAAGGAAAGGAAAGGAAAGGAAA
Molecule: messenger RNA, 4852 nt
Organism: Taeniopygia guttata (zebra finch)
Lineage: Eukaryota; Metazoa; Chordata; Aves; Passeriformes; Estrildidae
Gene: SMYD3
Product: SET and MYND domain containing 3
Cellular component (GO): nucleus
Molecular function (GO): protein binding; histone methyltransferase activity
Source: RefSeq, a predicted model, not a curated record